This is a messenger RNA of Sitodiplosis mosellana (orange wheat blossom midge), 4503 nucleotides long. Its product is annotated as membrane-associated guanylate kinase, WW and PDZ domain-containing protein 1-like. Gene Ontology annotation, molecular function: protein binding. Gene Ontology annotation, biological process: hippo signaling. The record is from RefSeq and is a predicted model, not a curated record. Bases 711 to 3722 code for a protein of 1003 amino acids. Gene Ontology annotation, cellular component: cytoplasm. Lineage: Eukaryota; Metazoa; Arthropoda; Insecta; Diptera; Cecidomyiidae. The transcript is spliced from 10 exons.
GCUGUUACGGCUACCACGGCAAAGUCUGUUAUGAAUGUUUCGUUUACGUUUCAGUGUCUCUUUUCGUGUGCGCUUGUAACAACGUACUAAUCACACACGCCGCGCGCCUUCGAAUAUAUUUAUGUUGUGUUUUUUUUAUUUCUUACUUUUCUUCUUUAUUAUUUCUUUUAAAUUUCUUCACGUCUCUUCGGUUGGUCCCUGUGUACUCAUUUUCAAUCAGUUAUUUCAGUGAAGUUCAGCAAAACAAAAACUAAAUAUUGAAAAAUAAAACAGAAAAACCAGAAUUAAAGGAGAAGAAAAAAAAACAAAAUAAAGCAGCAGUUUGAACGGCAAUUAAUUUUUUUUCCUCUCUUGUGUAAACCAAGUGUAAAUAAGUGUUGUGUGUAUCGUCAAUUAAUAAUAGAUUGUUGUACGAUAGAUUUGAAUUCAGUGAAAUUUGAAUGUGACUUUUGGUUGAUUUAGUUCUGUGUACUCUGUUCUGAUUCUACACUGCUUCGUACGGUUGAUUUUUUUUCGCCUUGUCUCGUUGUUCGCGGAAAUUCAUACAAUUUGCUACAAUCAUUUGGCGUUUGUAUUGUUUAGGCAUGUCAUAAUCGCUGAGUCUCGCGAGACUACGAUGGAGAAAAUACAACUUAUAUGAAGGAAAGGAGAAAAAAAGGGUCACAAUCAACUCUUUGAUCGUAUGAAAUUUCACUGCAUCAGAUUCCAUAAUGAAAGAUCCAUCAUCAAAAAACUUUUACCAUGCACCACCCGAUCGUCUGACGAUGCCGUCGAUGAACUUUCUGCAACAGCAGCCCGACGAAGACGAUGGCCUCGGCCCAUUGCCACCGAAAUGGGAAAAAGCAUACACUGAAAAUGGCGAAACGUACUUUAUCGAUCACAACAGCGGCACCAGUCAUUGGCUCGAUCCGCGUCUAUCGAAAUUUCAAAAGAAAUCACUUGAAGAUUGUAUGGACGAUGAAUUACCGUAUGGUUGGGAAAAAAUUCAUGAUCCACAGUAUGGCACCUAUUUCAUAGAUCACGUUAAUCGACGAACACAAUACGAAAAUCCCGUACUCGAAGCGAAGCGUCGUAAUUCGGAACGCAAAACAAAUGGAUCCAAUCAACCGCCGUCGGUGAAGUCGCUAAACGAUGAAAUGGUGCGACCGAACGAUUCCCAGUCACAACAACAUAUCCAAUCGGAGCAACAAUCGCAAUUGAAACCAAAUCUUUUUACCAAAAAUCCGUCGGAAUUACGAGGUGAACGAAUAAAUACGACACUGUUGAAAUCAUCGCGUGGUCUCGGUUUUACGAUCGUCGGCGGCGAUGAUAAUGUCGAAGAAUUUCUACAAAUCAAAUCGAUUGUGGCCAAUGGUCCGGCAUGGUUGGACGGCAAAUUACAAACCGGUGACAUUUUAGUAUACGUAAAUGAUACGUGCGUAUUGGGUUUUACGCACCACGAAAUGGUCAAUGUGUUUCAGUCGAUUUUACCGGGUGAAACGGUCACAUUAGAGGCGUGUCGAGGCUAUCCGUUGCCAUUUGAUCCGAACGAUCCGAACAAUGAAGUGGUCACCACGAUUGCGGUUGAUGGUUUGAGUUCGGAUCCGGAGAAAUCACGCAUUCUAAUGGAUUUAAAUAUGGAUGGAAAUUAUAAUUUUCUCGAUAUGUCUGAUACUCAAUCAGCAAGCACAUCGGCCAAACACAAUUUAACGCUGAGACGACUGGAGUCGAGUUCGGUGCGUAGCGAUAUUAGUGAAAAUUUUGCAAACGAAUCAAAACGUGAUUUAAUUUCAUCGGAAAAACCGGAAAUUCUGAACAUUUCAAUAGUGAAGGGUCCGCUAGGAUUUGGUUUUACUAUUGCUGAUUCUGCGUACGGGCAAAAGGUGAAGAAAAUUCUCGAUCGUAAUUGCUGCAAAGAUUUGAACGAAGGCGAUUAUUUGCUGGCAAUCAACAAUACAAACGUUAUGUAUUUGUCACACAGUGCCGUGGUUCAGGUGUUGAAAAAUUGCCCGAAAAGUGAAGAGGCAAUUUUGAAAAUCCAACGCGGUAGCUACUUCAACGGUGGAAGUAUAAACGAUAAGCCAACGAGCCGAGUGAGACGUGUCAUUGAUUCAAUUGAUCGAGCAGCCAUGAUGAAUGGCAAUGCAUCCAAAGAAGUGCUGAAUUUGUAUCGCAGCAAAACGCCCACCGCCGAUCUGUAUAGCACGCAAACAAAAGAAAUCUUGCCAAUUCGAUCGAAAACACCGCUCGUUGAUACACGAAGUCGAGCCAAAACACCGAUGAGCGAACUCAAUGGCGGCGAAGAGGAACUCGAUGGUGCACUGCGAUCACAUAACGAUGGACAAAUGCAUGAUUUGAAACACAUUGUAGCGGCCGAUACAAAAUCAAACCAUAGUUUUCCCGAUCAGGAUUCAAUCAAUAACGAAGCACCGUUCGAUCCAUUCCCAAAGCUAGUGCUCAGUCUGUCCGAUCGUUUGGCCGAAGCAUCGCUGGGCGCUUCGAGCCACUAUCAAACAAAGGAUCUUUCAAAUAUUCGCCAUAAUCAGCAUUUCGAUAGUCAACCAAAUCUCAAUAACUUUGAACAGAAUAGCGUGUCAAGCGGACACGAUUAUUACGUGAAUUACAAUUCAAAUUUGGCCAGCGGCUACACAAAUUCACCGAGCAACAGCAUCUAUGCGGCCAGUGCAAACACAAUGCCGCCUCACAUGAAAAUGCCACUGAUGGCACCAGUGCCCACAUAUCAUCACGAGCAUUGCUACUGUUUCGAAUGCCAGCGACAGUAUCGAUAUCAAAAUAUUCUCAUCGAUCGUCGCAAAGUCGGUUUUAGCCCACUCGAUACACACGCUCCGAUGGCGUCACCACAUCCACACCACAUGAACCAACCGCAAUCGCCACAGCAUUUACAUCAAAUGCAUCAUGAAAACAAUUAUUGGACGAAAAAUGAACUCAAAAUGCAACAGCCGGAAAAUUUUGGCUAUAUGCUAUCAGAGGUGACGCUUGAGCGGCAAGCUAUGGGCUUUGGCUUUCGCAUCGUUGGCGGCACUGAAGAGGGAUCACAAGUGACUGUUGGCCACAUUGUAGAGGGUGGUGCAGCCUACAAUAAUCCGCGAAUCGAAACGGGAGACGAGAUUUUGAGCAUUGAUGGUCACAAUGUUGUGCAAUCCUCACAUCAUCGUGUGGUCGAAUUGAUGGGCGAAGCGGCGCAACGUAACCGAGUGACGAUGAUUUUGCGACGACGUGUUCCGGAUCCAAAUGUGGCGAAUUUGCAACAUUUACAGCAUCAUCCACACCAUCAGCACGUGCAACAUCCGCAUUUACCGCGAGAAUUUGUCUAUCCGUACGAUGUAAUCGUUAGCCGAAAUGAAAACGAGAGUUUUGGCUUUGUCAUCAUUUCCGCUUCAAAUCAAUACUAUGGAUCGACCAUAGGAAAAUUGAUACCCGGCAGCCCAGCUGAUCGUUGCGAUGAGCUAAAGGUUGGUGAUCGCAUAAUAGCCGUGAAUAACAUUAACAUAGCCGGAAUGAGUCAUGGUGAUGUAGUGAAUUUAAUUAAAGAGUCUGGCCUACAUGUUCGUCUCACCAUUGGAAAUCCAAAAGAAGUGAUGCAAUCGAAUUCGGUUCAUCCGCCAGCAAUCAACACCAACAACAAUCUAAACGAUCCAUACUUUGAACAUCGCAGCAAUGGUCUCGUUUCCAUCACAAACGACAACUUAAACGUAGACGUUUAUCAAUCGAACAAUCAUUAGAUUAGACCCAUAUCUCGAUUUAUUCUUCCGAUUCCAGAAUUUCCAUUUUAUGAAGUUUUUUUUUUCCUUCAAACAAACAGAAUUUACAGGCAAAUAUUUGGUUCAAACGAGCAAAUGCAAAAAAUUUAUACAAAAAGACUGAGCAAAAACUACAAAAGCAAUCAAAAGAUACUCCGAAACAAAAAUAUUCUAAACUCCAAUGAAAAAAAAAAAAAAAAAAAAAUCAAACGAGAUGCCUUUGAAAAUUUCAGAAUCUCAAUUUAAAAAAAAAACACAAUUUAAACAUAAAUCGUUCUCUUCAAUUCAAAGUGGCCUAUGAAUCGAUUCAAAAUGACUUGUUUUAUUCUUGUCAAUCUCAUUUUGAACGCGAUUCAAAUGUAUUUGACCAAAACUUUGCCUUAUACUUCGAUUUCGUACAUAACGGAAAACAGAGAGAAUAAUAUCAGCUCGCGAGCAUUUCACAUAGUAGAAAUAAAAAUUGUGUUUUUAAUUGUUUUUACUAUUAAUCUAGAUAUUCGUGACCAUUUCAUCAUAUAUUGAAUGGCGACAAUUUGUUUUAUAUAUAUUGUUUUAUUUUACUUGACAAGCAAACAUUAGACAUCCAAUUGUGUAGUUGAUAGUAUUUUAUUGAUAUAUAUAUUUUAAAUGUAUUUACAGCCACUAACGCUCGUGGCAGGCUUCAAUCUUCGAUUGAAGUAAAAGUGACACAUUUUUCUUUCUUUGGACAAAAUUGUUUUAACAUGUACUUAAAAUAAAAGCGAAAUACAGAAACAGAAAGAGA